Molecule: messenger RNA, 928 nt
Organism: Seriola dumerili (greater amberjack)
Lineage: Eukaryota; Metazoa; Chordata; Actinopteri; Carangiformes; Carangidae
Product: flavin reductase (NADPH)-like
Exons: 4
Coding region: 1-660 (219 amino acids)
Source: RefSeq, a predicted model, not a curated record
AUGAAGAUCGCUGUGCUGGGAGCCACUGGGCAGACUGGUCAGUACCUGGUCAACCAGGCGCUGCAGCAGGGUCACACAGUCACAGCCAUCGUCAGGAACCCGGGAAAGCUCGCCGUGCAUCAUGACAAUCUCAAGGUGGUGGAAGCUGAUAUUUUCUCAGCUGACAGUCUGAAGACUCAUUUCAAAGGACAGGAUGUGAUCAUGUCCUGCCUCGGCUUCCCGGCCUCCCUCUUCUCAGCAGUGACGGGCUACACCAUGUCCAUGAACGCUAUGAUCAGCGCCAUGCGAGGCGCCCGGGUAAACAGGGUCAUCACCAUGACCUCCUGGUACACCGAGCCUAACUCUGGAACUCAGUCGUCUUACCUCAUCCGCUUCCUCCUGCUGCCGAUGAUCCGAAGCGUCCUCACCAACAUGUUUGAGAUGGAGCAGUUUCUGCAGAAGACCGGGGACAUCAGCUGGACUGUGGUCCGCCCGCCUGGCCUCAAGAACCUGCCGGCCUCAGCUCAAGAGUUUCUGACCCACGAGGGAUACUUUGUGCCUGACGGCAGCGGUAACCCCGCAGGCAGCGCGGUGGGAAGAGGAGAUGUGGCUCGCUUCAUGCUCUCUCUGCUCAACAGCAACGCCUGGGUGAAGAGGGGAGUUGCCAUCACUACCAAAUGAGAAAGAAGUACAAAACAAAUAAGUAUAAAAACUAUGUUUACUCACACAUCUCUAAUAGUAUCGAGCCAUGAAAAUAUUUUUACCUCCACCCUAAUACAACAGAAGUAAAUUAACGUUUUUGGUGAUCAAAGCUAAUCUGCUGCGUUUUGUCUUUUAAAUGUGACCCAAAAAUAUUUAGUCAUGUUACACGUCACAAAGAGAAGCAGCAAAUCCUUAUUUGAGAAGCUUAAAUUUAUUUAAAGAAUUUUUUACAUUUUUGAUUUAGAAA